This is a messenger RNA of Sphaeroforma arctica JP610, 646 nucleotides long. RefSeq lists its product as hypothetical. Lineage: Eukaryota; Ichthyosporea; Ichthyophonida. The record is from RefSeq and is a predicted model, not a curated record. The transcript is spliced from 2 exons. The coding region runs from base 5 to 274 and encodes 89 amino acids.
AGGUAUGAUGGAUGAAGUAUACCUCAAUGAAGUCCCCGAGCGACCUCCCGUCAAUGUGCUCAUGCCUGUGAUAAAGAAGAAGGUGGCGUCACGUUCGGCAUCCCGCACUUCGAGCAAGCGGACGGAUAAAAAGAAAUCAGAUAUCGGCAGAUUAAUACAAAAUGAAAGCCUUGUGCCUGGUCCUACUCUGUUGUCUACGCUAAGUGUGAUGAGCGCGGCUUUAUCGGUGGGUGCGCUUGUUAUGGGUUUACGACUGCGUUACCAUGGAGCUUGAACACGUAUUCUGCAUAUAAUAAGUAGAUAAACGACGCACACGAACACAGACGUUUACAAGCAACCCCGAACGCAAACCUACAUACAUGUGUGCACAUUCUGUCAUGUGUUUCCUAAAACACUGCGAAAAAUGAACUGGAUGAUGUAGGAAGGUAUAGAUGAGUGGUAGCUCUGAAUGGGUAUAUUUGCGAUGAUAGGAGCACAAGUUUGCGACGAACAGGUGACGUUUGUGAGAGGUUUUUCGAGACUUCCAAAGGUUUACAUUGUUCGAGAGAGAAAAUAGCAUUGCAUUGUUAGCCAUGAGUCCAUACAUAACUACUCUGUCUGUGGAGUAAAUGUGAAUAUUGGAUACAAUAAUAAAUUCAAGAAUUUC